Messenger RNA from Fukomys damarensis (Damara mole-rat), 3497 nucleotides. RefSeq lists its product as uncharacterized. The coding region runs from base 2453 to 3268 and encodes 271 amino acids. NCBI's taxonomy places the organism in Eukaryota, Metazoa, Chordata, Mammalia, Rodentia, Bathyergidae. The record is from RefSeq and is a predicted model, not a curated record. The transcript has 8 exons.
AUAUAAGCCCCACCCAGCCAGCCCCUAGGGCGGGCGAGCUGCAGAGGAGCGCGCGCCUCGGCUUAGCUGCCCUGGCCAGCUCCUCCGAAGAGCGGGGUGCCCACGCAGGAGUUCCGCACCUGGGUGUCUCUUCAGGGAUGACGUGGUGGACUCGCCCCCGUCCUCAAGGACCCCUCCCCUGGAUGCCAAGCUGCUGCCAGAUACCUGCUGCCCACCUUGUCCUCACGGUACCUCAGCCCCCACCUCUCGGGUCUUGUAUGCAACAUGGUCCUUGUUUGGAUAUGGGGCCAAAAGCAUGGUUUCCUGGACCCCUCCAGCCUUCCAAGCAGCCACCAGCAGACCCCCAGGACCCACCCCUGGAAGGACAGCAGGAAGCUGCCUAGAACUGGCCAACAGCUGUCCCUCAGGCUGAAGACUUAAACCAGGGCCCUAGUGAGGGGGCUCUGGGCCUUUCCCUCCGACCUGCACCCUGCCUAUCGCUUGACUUGUGCCUCCUGUCCUGUGUGUCUCUGCUUGUGUUCGCCUGCCAGGCAACUGGUGCUUCCCUCCCCCAGGGGUGUCAGUCUUCCCUGACUGGCUGUGACAUCACACACCUUCCAGGUGGAGGGGUCCCUUUGGGAAUGUCUCAGGAGGGGGACCUGGGCCAAGGGCAACUCCAGGGCCCUGGGCAGGCUUCUGGAAUGAGCAUGCGACUAACUGCCAAUGGCAGGCCCACUUCUCCCAGGACCCCUCCUGCCCUUUCUCGGGGAGUAGGGAUGCCGGGCAACCUCCUAGGUGGUUGUGAGAAUUAAAUGAGCUAAAGCAGCCCAGGUCGAGGCGGGCAUAGAGGAGGCAGUCAGCAAAUGUUUGUUGAAUAGUCUGCCAGCUUUGUCCUGUCCCAUCUGGCUCUGUGUUAUUUGUCUUAUUUAUUCUCCCACAGACCCUGACAGCCCCUAUCAUGGGGCUCUCCUUGUACCAGGCAGGGGCGACACAAGAGACACUGGCAAGAGGGCAGACUUGAGUAAGGACAUGAAUUAUGCACAUGGUAAUUUUCAGAGCACUUUCUAUAUGACACAAAUUCACGAUUCACACACCAUCUCCACGUGCCACAAGGAGGCCUUCCUGACAGACCUGGGUGAAUUUGGUUUGGAUUGGCUUAAUUUAAACAAGAUAGGUGAGAGGAGGAGAGUUACCUUGAGAGACCCCACCCUACAGGGUAGGUCUUCACAUGUGCAGGGAGGAAUGUGAGUAUUUUGUUCAUUGCUGAUGAGAGAAGGGGUGAGAAUUGGGCCCUGGGUGCUGUUGAAGCUGCCUGUGACCCUCCUGGUGCCCCUGGCCUGGAGUUCUUUAUUGUCCAUCAAACACAUGACAGUGGAGCAGCCUUCUGAGACCCCAGCUGCCCAGGGUGGUCUCAGGGGUGUGGGUGGCCUCAAGGCCCUCUCCAUGUGCCGCCUUCACCUUUUGAUGAUGAUGUAACCUUCAACAAGUUGCUUAACUUCUCCAACCCUUAGUUUCCUUUCAUUUCAUGGUCUAAAUGGGGAUUGAAAACAAAAAAACAAAACUCAAAAAACCCAACCCUGGUUUAUCUACCCCACAGGGCGCUUUUGAAGGCCAUGUGAUGUAAUUCCAAUGAAAGUGCUUUGUAAAUUGCUGUGGAGAGUGCAGGACACUUAACCCCAGGCUGCCCCUUGGUGUCCCCUGUCCAGCCCUCUGCUCCUUUCCCAAUCACAGUCAGCACCCAGUAGGUUCUCUGGGUGUUUGCACUCAACAAAUCAAUUUCAGAAUCAAUAAAAGUGGAGUUAAUUUGGCAAACAUUUUCUGAAAUGCUGACAAUAUGCCUCAUGUACCAGGCUAGGUAUGGAAUACAAAGAUAAUGAAAACAGUCUCUCACAAGCUAAUUGGGGUCCUCAUUUGGCCAGGACUUUCUUUGGUCCCCUUGUAAGCCAACCAGUUUUGUCCAGACAAGACAAAAACAACUCUGGGUCGCUUUAGAGAAACCCAGCUUGGUGUGGACAAUAGCUGCCCCGAGUCUGAAAGGGGCUGAUUGGGUUAUGUGGCAAAUGGAGGUGGAAGGAUGGCUUAGAAGGUAACAAACGAAGUUGGGGGAGACCUGCUCUGAGUUAAUUCAGGCUAUUUAUUAGGAGGGAACCUUUUGUCUUCGGAGACUGGCAGGAGCCUUCCCCAGUGGUUUUUCCAUCCUCCAUGUUCAGGAUGUGUAACUCCUGGCUGGUGACCAUCCAGGGCCCCGUGAGAGUCCAGCGGGUUGGGAAGGUCUGCUCCCAGUGAGCAGCCCGAGCGAGUGCUAUGUCUCUCUUUGCGAUUGUCCGUUCGUUUGAUCCUCACAACUCCCUGUCCUGACCCAGGACCAGCCUGCACCACCCAGGGACACAGAGGCUGUCAAGUGGCUCCUCCGACCCAGCUCCCGGGUCCCCGUUGCCUAAGAGUCAACCGUAGACCUGAACCCAUCUCCAACAUGCGCCUCCAUCUUCGCCUCCUUCUUGCCCCGACUCUGCUCUCCUCGAAGCCUGGAGUUCCAGGUCUCUCCUGUCCCUUUCUGGCCACUCCAGUCUCUCUCUUUCCUCCGCAGCCCGGCUUCUCGAAAGGCCUGUCUCCACUGCUUUCCUCCCUCACCUCCAUCUCCUCUUCAACCCAUGCCUCCCGACCCGCUCUGCUCCGCCCAGCGGCUGCGGCCAGGCCACCACCUUCCUCAGAUGCCUCCUCCUGUGGGCCCAGCGUCCUGGAUCCCUGUGACCAGGGUCCUCGGUGCACCCAGACCCAUGCUCUGCCCAUUCCCGCCCCCAUGUCCCCAAGAGUCCAGGCUCAGCCCCUCCAGGCACCCUGCCGACCACUUGGUGUUGCUUUUGGGGUUGCCACUUUUUCCUGUCCCGACUCGUCCCACACGGCCACCUCGUACCACUGCAAAGCAGCCUGCAGCCGGCCUUUUCCACCAUGGCUGUGGCCUAGGCUGGUCAGGCUGAAGGACUUCAGACAGAAGGAACAGGAAGGUCCCCCAGGAGCCACCCACAAGACUUCUCCAGGCAUCUCUCGCCUCCUUCCAGGUUUGGCCAAAGCUACCACCACCAGGAAUCCUGUGGAGGACAGGACCGUGGACACCCUGCCUGCACCCCAGUGCCCCUCAGCUCUGAACCCAGCCACUGGGUCACCGGCGAGCAGGCCGCCCGUGCCCAGCUGUGGAGCCCGGGCCUUCACAGCCACGGGGACGCCCAACGCACGUUCCCACGGGACAGGCUGGACCCAAAGAUUCUGGACCGGGCCUCCCCUUGAGUAGAGAGGCGCCCUCUGACUGAAGGACUGCGCUGACCCGGGGGUCAGCCACCCAGCCCUGAACGCUGAGACUUGGGGGCACCAAGGACCCUCCACUGCCCGCCUCUGUGAAGUGGACUCGGACACCUGCCUCGCAUCACAGGGCUGCUUUGUGGCACUGGGACAUGGUUCCGAAGUGCCGGGUUGGGCUCGACAUCUCGUGCUCUCAAUAAAUGUUUCUUGUGUUAACCAAA